Etheostoma spectabile (orangethroat darter) is the source of this 1367-nucleotide messenger RNA. RefSeq names its product purine nucleoside phosphorylase 4a (gene pnp4a). NCBI's taxonomy places the organism in Eukaryota, Metazoa, Chordata, Actinopteri, Perciformes, Percidae. The transcript has 7 exons. Gene Ontology annotation, biological process: nucleoside metabolic process. The coding region runs from base 220 to 1113 and encodes 297 amino acids. Gene Ontology annotation, molecular function: purine-nucleoside phosphorylase activity. Gene Ontology annotation, cellular component: cytoplasm. The record is from RefSeq and is a predicted model, not a curated record.
AUGAAUGGACGAGUUGUUGACCAAUCAGAAGCAUGUGACCGGUGAAUAUGUAGGCUGCUCAGCAUCAGCUGGCCGCAUUCAGACUGUCACUGCAUCACACACACACACACACACACACGCUUAAACACUCUAACACACACUGUUAGGGACAGCUGCUUACAUAAACACACACAGUCAGCUUUAUAUUCAUCAUCACCAGUCGUGAGACAUCCGUCCAUCAUGCACAGCAAAGAACAAAUCAGUCACGAUGAAUACCAGAAGACAGCUGACUGGCUGAUGUCUCAGACGAAGCACCGCCCCCAGGUGGCAAUCAUCUGCGGGUCUGGACUGGGCAUGCUCGCUGACACCCUCAAAUGUCAGGACACCUUCCCGUAUUGUGACAUACCGGGCUUCCCACAGAGCACAGUGAAAGGUCAUGAAGGUCGGCUGGUUUUCGGAGAGCUGAAGGGGAAGACAUGCGUGUGCAUGCAGGGUCGCUUCCACAUGUAUGAAGGACACUCACUCUGCAAGACAACGUUUCCAGUUCGAGUUUUCAAACUGUUGGGGGUGGAGACGCUGAUCGUGACGAAUGCUGCCGGCUCAUUGGCCGAUGGCUUCCAGCCUGGUGACAUCAUGAUCAUCAAAGACCACGUCAACUUCCCCGGAUUGGUCGGUCUGAACCCACUGAAUGGACCCAACGACGAAAAGUUCGGGCCUCGUUUUCCAGCCAUGUCCGGUUGCUAUGACAAAGGCCUGCGUUGCCUAGCGAAGGAGAUCGCCAAGCAGCUGGGCGUGGCCGGCCUCAUGCACGAGGGCGUGUACGCCAUGGUGGGGGGGCCAACCUUCGAAACCAUCGCUGAGGCCAGACUGCUGCAUCGACUGGGGGUGGACGCUGUCGGUAUGAGUACGGCUCCUGAGGUCGUCAUGGCGACUCACUGCGGUCUGAGAGUGUUCGGCCUCUCUCUGAUCACCAACAAGGUGGUGAAGAGUUACGAGGAUUCGGACAGCGUGAACCACGACGGGGUCUUGGAGGUCGGCCGGCUGCGCUCUCAAACGGUGCAGCAGCUGGUGACCGAGCUGAUCAGCCGGAUGGAGAUCAAUAACAACAACAACACCCCCACUAAUGCCGUCUGAACACACACACACACACACACACAAAAUGAUGUGUUUAUACAUAAUUCUUGCAUUGACAAAUCUUUUCAGAGCAUUCUUGUAUUUUACCAGACUUUGUUAUUUUUUACUUUUCCUAACAGAAACACUUAAUUUAUAUCAACGUGGUGCCUAAUAUAUCUCUGUCGGGGUACAUUUAUGUGCAAGUAUUUAUGUAUGAUAUUUCAUGUUAAUCCUACAGAUUAAUAUAAUGAUGAUGUCUGAUGGUGCUUUAAUAU